UCUAUGUCCUAAAGAGCAAUCUAAUGGUGGGGUUUGUAGCAUAGCCCCGGCAUUGUCACCAUUACCAGAACCAAGAUUAAGACAAACACCACUACAAGCACUAUCACCACAUUCAGAACCAGAUCAGUCUAAUUAUCAUAAGAGUAUGUAUUCUUCUUUCUUCCUUUUCCUAAUAUUGGUUAGGUUCUUCUGCUGAAUAAUCGUAUUUCUUUGGAUUAUAUGGCUUUAGAUUUUCUUUGAUGAUCCAAAUACCUUAGAUCAACUCUGGCAGGUUAGGUAGAGGUCCUUUUUGUAGACAUGAAAUAGUUUGGUUUGCGUGGUCAAAUUAAAAUGCUCUUUGGCUUAGAAUGAUUCCUUUUGAUCUUUUACUUUGUUCUGAUCUGAAUUUUUAUAAUAAAAGAUGAGAUUGAACUAUUUAAGAAUUGGCAAUAAGAUAGCAUGUUUGAAUUUUCUAAAGUCAUAUAUCGGUUUGGUGUGUUAGGCUCAUUUGGCUUACAUUGACUUUUGAAAAUUAACAAGUUGUAAUAAUUAGCAUAAACAUUCAAAGAAAUGUGCAGAGGAAGAUCUUCUUCAAACUUCGUUUUUGUUUGAUAUGCGUUCCCAUUAGAAAGAACCGAACCAAAUCCCUUCCAUCAGUAGUGUAAGAGAAUUAGAACCAUUCAUCAAUAUUAACCUGAUAACUUGUACUUUUAGGAGUCUUGGUUAACAAGAAUGCAAGUGAUUGAAUGAUUCAAUUCAAUGAUCUCUGGAAUCAGAGUAAGGUACAUAUAUACACUGCCAAACAGAAAUGAAGAUCUAACUAACUUCUAUCUAAGUCUAACCAAUAACUAAGUUAGUGAAGCUAACUAAAAACUAAUCAGUUAGCAACUGGUUUACAAUUAACCAUGUGACUAAAUUGAUCUAUAUUAGUUAGUUGUAAUAGUCCCCCUCAAAUUGGAAGAUAGAUAUAAAAAAUUCCCAACUUGAACAUGUGAGGCUUGGAAGGUGAAGCACUUUUAGGGGUUUAGUAAGGCAAUUAGCCAACUGAUGAAUGGAAGGAACAUGAAUCAACUUGAGAAAACCAGAAUUUACAUCUUCCCUGAUGAAAUGUACAACAAUAUCCACAUGUUUGGUUCUGAAAACUUCAAAGUUGUGAGUUUUACUGUAUUCUGAAUUGUACUCUGGAAUGAUGAAUUUGGCUACUCCUCAGUCAACUCAAUAAACUUCCUCCAUAAUGACUGUUGUGAUCCCUGCUAGUCAUUUUUUCAGAAAUUUAGCCUUACAAUGAUUAGCUUAGUACAUUUUAAUUUGGCAACCUGAUUCAUGAAAAAGGUUAAAAUCUUACUCUCACUAGGUAUAUGUUAAUCUUAAUUCUUAUGUCAAUCUAUAUAAUAGUCAAACUUGAGUAAAUUUUAUAUGCCAGACGGCGACUGUUCUAUUGACUUCAGCUGAUUGAAAUUAGUACUGGUUUAUGUUAAUCAAUUCAUUUCUAAACUAUUAUUGCGUAGCUUGUCAAUGCUGAUGGAGUAACUAGGAAAAAAAAUAUGCAUCGGUCAUUGCUGUGUAAGCUGUAUGAGUUUAGUCAUACUAGAGAUUUAGAAUGAAGAUUACAGUCUCCUUGGCAGUCAUUGUCAACCUACCAACAUCUUAUUUAGAUAAGCAAGAAUAUAUAAAUGUUACCUGCAAUUGUGAAACUCAUCUAGUUAGAGAUGAAGGGUAGGUUAGGUUGAAACUUCAAAUAGUGCAGUGCAGGACAGGAAAUUAAAAAAUGAAACAAGUCAUUGCUGCAUAGGCUUUGUUACUUUUCUCGUACUAAAGUUUUGAAUGAAGUUCACAUGUGGCUGUUUACUUUAAAGUCUAGCAAAUUUUUGAAAAAAGGAAAAACAUAAUAUAGACCCUUAAAUACUGUUUCAAAAGUAUAGACAAUAUAAGUGAAUUACAUGUGUAUAAGUAGAGUUUUCCCCCAUCAGGUACUAACUAAGGUUUGAACUCAAUAAAUAAAACAAGAACACAGCUAAUCAUCAUUAGUGUAAUCUCCUUGGAAGAAAAAGAAAGUUAUAUACAAUUUUAUACACAGAAAACAAAUUGUUGGUUCUAGUGGUAUGUGCUUGAUUUCCCAUACACAUAGUAACAGACAGAAGAUGUCUCGGUGAAAAAAAAAACAGACCUUUAUUAAGAGAGCUAAUCUCGCCAAUAUAUGGAUGUUUUCGAGUGGAGCAGAAUUGUCUGAUGUAGAUGAUAUGUGUCUAAAACCAAUAAUUAAUUAUUAUAAUAGAAACUAUUUAAAACUCAUUGACCAAAUGAAUUGUAUCAUCAUAUGGUCUGCGGAUUGCAUAGAGAAAAAGAGAAAAAGGAAAGAGAGUGGUAAUUUCGCGGGUGACUCUUCCAUUGACUGACCAUGUAUAUGGUGGUGAGAAUCGCAGCCAUCAUUGUCUUGAGAAUAUCAACAGUUUUCCAAAACUCAAUUUAAGUUUCAUAGGAUCACUUACUCCUCCUUCUCAUUUUGAAGAGUAGAAUACACAGAAAAAAGAAGACACAGCUAGCAUGUGUGUAAGAAUGGAUGAACAUAUCCAUAUUCAUGUCCGUUUUUCCAUGUUGUUUCCAUCCAUAUUCACAAGCAUAACACUCUGUUUGUUCUUGUUAACCUGCACUUUGCCACAAUCUCAUUCUCAACAACCACUGUCACCACCGCUUCCUGAUUACUACAUUUGUAAGGACUCCUCAUACAACUGUGGUAACCUGACCGGUAUCUCUUAUCCUUUCUGGGGACAGAACCGACCUUCUAAUUGUGGCGGCGGCGACAUGUUCAACCUCACUUGCCAUCCUAACCUUGCCACUACUGUUCUAAUUGCCUCACAAAAUUUCACAGUGCUUGAUAUCAACCCCUACACUCUCACCAUGACAAUGAAGCGAACAGAUUUCAAUGUCUGUUCUCCCAAGCAGUUUGACGAUACUUUCUUGAUUGGCGAAGUGUUCCAGUAUGCCACGAGCGUGUCCAAGAUCACCAUAUUCUACAAUUGUUCCAAUUCUGGAAAAAACUUCAGUGGGUGCGGACAACAAAAAUAUGCUUUCGGUCAUGUGGAUAUGGACCUGAAUGAGGAGGAGUUGAAAAGAAUUUCAAAGGAUAAUCAAUGCACCGGACAUAUCAAAGUUCCAGUAGGCUUUUCUCUGGAGCCUUAUUAUGAAAAAGGUGUGAUUGACCGUGAUGAUUUGGAGCAAGGUUUGGAUAAGGGGUUUGAGGUGAAAUAUUAUGUUAAUCCGGACUGUAUGAGUUGCCUGGGAAGGGAGGAGAUAAAUUGCCCCUGGAGAGGUGAUGAUUUUGAUAAACAAGUGGCUUCUUCAUGCCACUAUUGCUCAAGUAGAACUAAUGCUGCCUCACACUGCCCUGUUCCCAUUUUCAUUCCCACUCCCACACCCACUCCCACUCCCACUACUGCUUCUCCCAAAAGAAAAGUGAACUGGUCGAUAAAACUCAUUAUAGGUGCAACGACAGCAGGAUUGUCAAUAUGUUUCACUAUAUUUUACUUCAUAUGCAAGUCAUCAUCAUGGCAUGGAAAGUUCUGUUUGAAAUCAAAAAGUAACCUAGAUAUUGAAGCAUUCUUAAAAAACCAGGGAGCCCUUACUACAGAAAGGUACAAAUUCUCAUAUGUCAAAAAAAUUACCGACUCCUUUAAAGUUAAACUAGGACAAGGUGGUUUUGGUGCUGUCUAUAAAGGAAAGCUACCCACUGGUAGUCUUGUGGCUGUUAAGAUAUUGAAUUCAUCAAAAGGAAAUGGUCAAGAUUUUGUUAAUGAGGUUGCUAGCAUAAGUAGGACAUCUCAUGUCAAUAUUGUCAAUCUUCUUGGAUUUUGUUUGGAAGGCCAAAAGAAAGCUCUAAUAUAUGAGUUUAUGCCCAACGGAUCCCUUGACAAAUUUAUUUACCAAAAAGGACCUGAAAACAUUGCUUCUUUGAGCUGGCAGAAUCUGUACCAAAUUGCCAUAGGGAUAGCGCGAGGAUUGGAGUACUUGCAUAAAGGUUGCAACACUCGAAUUUUACAUUUUGACAUAAAACCACAUAAUAUUCUUUUAGAUGAGAAUUUUUGUCCUAAAAUAUCAGAUUUUGGGCUGGCAAAGCUUUGUCCUAGAAAAGAGAGUAUUAUUUCCAUGUCAGAUGCAAGAGGAACAAUGGGGUAUGUAGCUCCAGAAUUGUGGAAUAGACAUUUCGGAGGAGUUUCACACAAGGCUGAUGUCUACAGCUAUGGAAUGAUGCUACUGGAAAUGGUGGGAGGAAGGAAGAACAUUAAUGCUGAAGCCAGUCACACAAGUGAGAUAUACUUCCCACAUUGGGUGUACAAUAGGCUUGAGCUUGGUAGUGAUUUGGGACUUAAUGGGGUAAUGGCCCAAGAAGAUAAUGAAAUCGCAGGUAAAAUGACUUUAGUGGGGUUAUGGUGCAUUCAAACGAUUCCAAAUGAUAGACCUGCAAUGAGUAAAGUGAUAGAUAUGUUGGAACGUAACAUAGACUCCCUUGAAAUUCCCCCAAAACCCAUUCUUUCUUCUCCCACUAGAUCAAUGCCGAAAUCUUCCACUAUUAGUUGUGAAUUCCCUUGAAGCAUUAAUAAAUCUUGCAUGUCAUUUUGUAUUAAGGAUCAAUAUAGUGAUUUUGUACUUUUAAACAUCCUAAAAAGAGGAUGUCUCAUAUGUAAUUUUCAAUGAAUUUCAGCAGUUGUAUGAUUUAA
Messenger RNA from Lotus japonicus, 4694 nucleotides. RefSeq names its product LEAF RUST 10 DISEASE-RESISTANCE LOCUS RECEPTOR-LIKE PROTEIN KINASE-like 2.1. The transcript is spliced from 3 exons. The record is from RefSeq and is a predicted model, not a curated record. Gene Ontology annotation, biological process: protein phosphorylation. Lineage: Eukaryota; Viridiplantae; Streptophyta; Magnoliopsida; Fabales; Fabaceae. Gene Ontology annotation, molecular function: polysaccharide binding; protein kinase activity; ATP binding. The coding region runs from base 2524 to 4566 and encodes 680 amino acids.